UCGUAUUUAUGUCGGAGCGAUAGCCUGCAAGCAUGUUGGCCGAAACGUAAAAUGGUGCCAACGAAAAGCAGCAGGAGCGGGAGCGAGAGCCGAGGGAUCGUAACACUGGAGCUCAAGGAUAAACCAUGGACUCUGCAUACAUCCCACCACACCUGGACGUCCACCAUGUUCCCUGCUAACCUCCUGCUCCUUAUGGUCCUGCUGCUACCUCAAGCCUCGUCUGGUCGCCAGGGUGGAGACACCAGCAAGAUCGACCAUGGCAGGGUGCCUUCCUCCUUGUCGCCACCAUCGGCUGGUCCCCUCCUCCUGGAGCCCAGUCUGGCUCAGACCAUCCAGAAUCUCCUCCUGAGCCGUCUGGGCCUGCAGUCGCAACCCAACCCUCGAUGGGAAGUGCCAGUGCCUGGGUACCUCCUGGAUCUUUACCGCUUCCACCAGCAGCAGUAUCAUCUAGUGGAGGACCCUUCGUUUAGCUUCCCCAGCCAGCACAUCCAGCAGGCUAACACCGUACGCAGCUUUCACCACACUGAGCCCCUUGGUGACAAUCCCAUAGCAGUGGAUCAUAAGAGGGUGCACAUCUCCUUCAAUGUUUCCUCCAUCCCUCAGGAUGAGAGGGUGCUCUCCGCUGAGCUUCGGCUCCUCCGCAGUUACAGAGCCUCCCUGGGUCCUGGGGCCCACAGACUAAACCUUUACCUCACUGAGCACCAUAAGGACCCUGAGCCCACCCUGCUGGAAACAAGGUUACUCACCACGGGCCUCCACAGUCAUAAAGCAAGUGGUUUCUGGGAGGCCUUUAGCCUAAGUGCAGAGCUCCUCCAUAAGGCCCUUGCUGGGACCGGCAGUCUGGGCUUCCUCCUGGAGGUCAGACCUGAGAACAGCACCGCCUCGCUCCCUGACCAGCGCCUCUUCUCUUCAGCAGGUGAGAAGGAAGCAGAGAAACACAAGCAGGGACACCUGAGGGUAUGCAGGUCUGUGGGUCAAGACGAGCACAGCUGGGCCCAGGAGAGACCCCUCUUGGUGACUUAUAGUCAUGACGGGCGUGGGGAGCCCUUAGUCAAACAUGGCAGGAGGACCCCCAGUGGAGGCCAGAGGAUGAGAGGAAGAAAAGGGACAAAAGAGAGGGCCAGGAGCAGCACCAAGGGCCGCAAUAGAGACCAAGCCUCUGGCAGGGCCAAAAAAACAGGGUAUAGAGUGCCGGGCUGGGGGGGUGAUAAAGGAGGGGCCAGUUGGAGCGAUAGUGGAAGGGUGAAAAGAAAUGGUGGUCAUGCUGCGAAACUGAAACGCCUUUCUCGCAACAGAUGCCGCCGUCAUCCUCUAUAUGUAGAUUUCAAAGACGUGGGCUGGCAAAAUUGGAUCAUUGCACCCAGCGGCUACAAUGCCUUCUUCUGCGUGGGAGUGUGUCGCUUUCCUCUGGCCGACCACAUGAACUCCUCUAGCCACGCCAUGGUGCAAACUCUGGUAAACUCUGUGAAUGGAGCAGUGCCCCCGGCCUGCUGCAUCCCCACCUCCCUCAGCCCCAUCGCCCUGCUCUACCUGGACCCUCAAGACCGAGUGGUGCUGAAGAAUUACCAGGACAUGGUGGUGGAGGGCUGCGGCUGCCGGUAGUGGGCUGAAGAACUCACCCAGAGAAAGCCAGACGUGGACGGAAGAGCAUCGAGGGAAUAGAAGAAAGACAGAAGCAUGAAAAGGCAGAUGGUGGGAAGAAGAGAUUGUAGAAGCCAGCUAACUGCAAACAGACGUGGAGACUGAUAGAGACAAAUGUAAUGUGUAGCGUAAGGAGGAUGAGUGGAGAGGAGGGAGAUAAGGGAAUGGAUAUAGCAGCUGAAUCUUCAUCAUCAGGAGCAAGAAAAAAACGGUCAGACAUAGAAAGAGAAAGAAAAAGAGUGUGAGAAAUAGACAUAAUCUGCCACACAACAGGAUAAAUAGUUAGACAAUAAGGCAGUGGGAGCAGAAAUAUGGUCAACACAGGUAAACUGCCAGGAAUUACUUUUCACCUUUUCCCAUUUAGUGAUGAUGCAGCUGUUUACACCACCAAACGACAGGCUACUUGUUCUCUCACAAGAAGCCAGCGCUUUAACAUCAGAUGGUGUCUAUUCUAUAUCCCAGUGUUUGCCACUCAUCACACACACACACACACACACACACACACACACACACACACACACACACACACACACACACACACACACACACACACGACGCACAUGUCUUUAGCAGCCGAAAGGGUAAACAUUCAGAGUAGGCAGUCGUGGACACACAAUUCUUCAGCUCUGGAGCAGAAUCCUGUAACUCCCUGAUGGACUUCCUGAUGAUCAACAGCAUUAAGCAAUAUGACAAUGGCACUAGCACGGCAUCUAAACUUUGUGACAGUGUUGUUUCUGCAGUAUUUAAACCAAGAAGUAGGGUGCAUCUGAUUUUACAGUAUGAACGUUAAUAUAAUGACAGACUGUCCCCUUUACAAGCACCCCUACAUCACAAGCUAUUUAAAACCACAACAAUAAUGCUGAGGAACUAUUAUGCUAUUGUUUGAAUGUACUACUAUCACUAUUAUUUAAAAAGAGACUUUUUUUUACCAUUCUUUAGCAGACGUGAAGAAAAUCCAAUUGAUGGUUGUCUUGUGAUUAUACAUAAUUCCACUGAAUGGUGAUUCUAACUUAAAAGACACGUUAUGUAUUUAAAUAGCAGCAAUAUGGUGUAUUUAAUCUUAAACAUAUUUAAGAUACCUGCACUCAGCAGAGCAAACUGAAAGCCUGCUGUCCACA
Perca flavescens (yellow perch) is the source of this 2759-nucleotide messenger RNA. RefSeq names its product bone morphogenetic protein 16 (gene bmp16). Gene Ontology annotation, molecular function: cytokine activity; growth factor activity. Gene Ontology annotation, cellular component: extracellular region. The record is from RefSeq and is a predicted model, not a curated record. The transcript is spliced from 4 exons. Bases 52 to 1602 code for a protein of 516 amino acids. NCBI's taxonomy places the organism in Eukaryota, Metazoa, Chordata, Actinopteri, Perciformes, Percidae.